AUGUCGGAGCACGACGAUGCACGUGACCGAGUCACUCCUAUUUGCGGGCGCUGUGCGUCCAACAACAAAGAGUGCACCAGAGGGUACAAGUUCCGUGUCAAAAAUGGCCCCUUCUCAAAAAGGCAGAGAUGGAUCAGGACACCCAAGAGAUUGAAAUUCGUGGAUGAGACCGGUGCUGCCUCAGGCGAUGGCGACGCAACGCCAGUUGUGGAUGCCUUUCAAGAUGACUGGCCCGACUCAAUCUCAGAUGACUCCGGCACCGCCAUAACUGCCACUACCGCCACCACGGCCACAGAUGGCAGCUGUGGUCUAGGACACCCGACCUCUGGUCAGCCCGUCCUUGCGGUAGGCGUGGGCCGGCAGCGGUCUCCCACAGAUCGCUUCCUCAUGCAUGAUGACCAUUUGGUGUCUCCUGCGAGAGCCCUGCCGGGUUUCCAGAACCUUACGCUGGCUGUCUCGGAUUCUAUCCCGGCAACUAUGCCCAUGGUGAUCCCAUUUGAGAUGGAGGCCGAAGACCCCGAAGUGCGCGCCAUGCGAGCUCAGAUAUAUCGUGACAAGGACAUAUGGCCUCUCGAGAGUCGAGAAGAAGCCAUGCUAUUUCGGCACUUCAUCCAGAAACUUUCAAUAUGCCUUGACGUCUGCGAUCCGAAUCAGUCCUUCGAGACCGUCGUUCCGCCGCGGGCAGGAACUUGCAAGAUUCUGAUGAACGCCAUCCUGGCCCUGGCUGCCAAACACCUCCACAAUACAGAGUCCUACGACCCGUAUGCUUCCGAUCGGUACCACCAAGAAUGCCUGAAUACGCUGAUCCCAAUCCUGAAUCAUGAGCACCACACCAUGUCAGACGAGAAUCUCUUCGCUGCCACAAUCAUUCUUCGAAUGUGGGAAGAAAUGGAAGUGAAGCACUCUGGCGUCGACGCGCACAGCUAUCUGCUCGGAAUCCAAGCAUUCGUUCACCACAGCGUUGGCGGAGAUGGGCCCUUGGGGACGCGUUAUCUCAUGCCUGGCUCGCUUAGCGGUGCAGCCUUCUGGGUAGGCCUCAGACAGGAGAUAUACAGCGCCAUGAUGAACCAGGAGCCCGUGCGCAUCAAUCUUGUGCACUCCCUCGUGGAUAGGUCACUCGUGCCGACCGAUGACUAUGGCUGGGCAAACAGAGCAUGUGUGCACUGCGCCGAUGUGCUGAACUUUUGCUUCGGCGAUGGUGCGGCGGUGUCGAGAGGGAGUGGCCUGCAGUGGUGGGCUGAGCUGGACGAGUACAACCGAGGGUGGACAGAAAGUCUACCCUCAAGCUUCACGCCGAUAUUCCGUCGUGAGGCAGCCACGGAGAAGGGGGAGGUCUUUCCAGAGGUCUGGUAUCAGAGCGCUUGUCAUGCGCUCGGAGUACAACAUCACUUGCUUGCGGAGCUCUUCCUAGUGAGCUUCGACCCCAAGACUCCCCGAAUAGGCGGGCAGAGGAAAGAAGCGGCGAAGAGGACCAAUUGGACGCCGCCGAGCAUGUUCACGGCCUGUAUGGCGAUCGCAGCUUUUGGAGAUCAAUUUCAAGACCGCCGGGACCAGGAGGCCUGUAUGGACCUCCUCAAGAGGACGGAGAAAGACCACGCACGCCCUACCGAGGCAGUGCAGCAGCAGAUGAUGAAGUCAUGGGACUGGACGCCGGGCUAA
Messenger RNA from Diaporthe citri, 1659 nucleotides. RefSeq lists its product as uncharacterized. NCBI's taxonomy places the organism in Eukaryota, Fungi, Ascomycota, Sordariomycetes, Diaporthales, Diaporthaceae. The transcript is spliced from 8 exons. Gene Ontology annotation, cellular component: nucleus. The coding region runs from base 1 to 1659 and encodes 552 amino acids. The record is from RefSeq and is a predicted model, not a curated record. Gene Ontology annotation, molecular function: DNA-binding transcription factor activity; transcription cis-regulatory region binding. Gene Ontology annotation, biological process: positive regulation of transcription by RNA polymerase II.